Messenger RNA from Linderina pennispora, 2184 nucleotides. Its product is annotated as Zn-dependent exopeptidase. NCBI's taxonomy places the organism in Eukaryota, Fungi, Kickxellomycota, Kickxellomycetes, Kickxellales, Kickxellaceae. The record is from RefSeq and is a predicted model, not a curated record. Gene Ontology annotation, molecular function: carboxypeptidase activity. The coding region runs from base 1 to 2184 and encodes 727 amino acids. The transcript is spliced from 5 exons.
AUGUCUGACGAGAAAGUUCAGUUAGUUCACGAGACAUUGGAUGCUGCUGUGACGGCUCCAGCCAAGCGCCACAGUCGGCCCACAGCAGCCAAAGUCAGGAUUGGUUUGCUGGCGCUGGUUGGGUCGCUCUUGACUCUAGGUUUUGUCAGUCGGCACUUUAGCGCUUGCACCCACCACAACAGCAAGAUUCAUACACCAGACCCCAACUUCGAUGCAGGCAAGGCAUUUGUUGCCAUCCCUUCGACUGAGCGCCUGCGCGAAAACCUCUGGUAUUACACGUCCGGGACACAUGUCGCCGGCAUAAACCGCACUCAGGCUGUCUACACCCGCGACUACUUCCGUGAUCAAGGAAUCCAUGCUGAGAUUGCAGAGUACUAUCCGUGGCUGAACUACCCGGUUGACCAGAGAGUUGCGCUGUUCAAUGCAACCACGGGCCAAAGGAUCCGAACAACCUGCCUGCCUUCCACGGGCUACUCCGCCGAUGGCAACGUCACUGGUCAGCUUGUCUAUGCCAAUUACGGAUCGCAUGAGGAUUUCAAGGCUCUCAAGGCGGCUGGGAUUAGCGUAAAGGACAAGAUUGUGCUGGUGCGCUACGGAGAUCUGGAUGGUGCUCGUGGUGUCCUGAUCUACUCGGACCCUGCCGAUGACGGCUACGUCCAAGGUCCGGUCUACCCGGAAGGGCCGUGGAGACCUGAAUCGUCAUUCCAGCGGGGGUCUGUCCAGCGACUCAGUCUCUAUCCAGGUGACCCACUAACGCCUGGCUAUGCUUCAACCAAGGAUGCACCGCGCAUUGAUGUCGACAAGGCAGAGAGUCUGAACCACAUCCCAUCACUGCCUCUGUCAUACCGCGAUGCCGAGCCGCUGCUGCGUGCCUUGAAGGGCCAAGGCAAGCCUGCAAAGGAUGGUGUUGAGUACUGGACUGGACCGAGCGAGCUUGAUGUCAACCUGCCUCAACAAGGCUGGGAAGAACCCAACCGCGUUGUAAUCAUUGGUAAUCACCGCGAUGCCUGGUGUGCCGGUGCAUCCGACCCGUCUUCAGGAUCGGCUGCUCUUCUUGAACUUUCACGCGGUUUUGGCGAACUAUUGAAGCAUGGAUGGCGCCCACGUCGCUCUAUUAUUCUGGCAUCGUGGGAUGCCGAGGAGUAUGGCUUGGUCGGUUCGACAGAGUGGGUCGAAGAGCACCAGAAACUGCUCGGUGCCGAGGCUGUUGCGUAUGUCAAUGUGGAUGUGGCUGUUCGCGGUUCGCUAUUCUACUCGAGUGCAUCGCCGCUGUACAAGUCUCUGCUGUAUAGCGUCGCAAAGGAGGUUCCGUAUGUUGACAGCAAUCAGACUGUCUACCAGCACUGGGUGGGCGAGUAUGAGCGAGAGCAGGCCAGUCGCAGGAGGCCACACCACCACCCAGGUGACAAGGCUCCACCUAUCGGGCCACUCGGAUCGGGCAGCGAUUUUACUGCGUUCAACGAUUUUAUCGGCGUUUCGUCGGUUGAUCUUGGGUUUAGUGGACCUGGCAGCGUUUACCAUUCCAACUACGACAGCUUCAAGUUUGCCGAGACCUUCACCGACCCUGGCUUCAAGAUCCACAAGACACUGACUCAGGUCUGGGGUCUACUGACAAUCCGUCUGGCUGACGAACCGCUGGUCCCAUUCAACCCGGUCUCGCAUGCGUGGGACUUUAAGCACUAUGUCGAUGACCUCGAGCAGGCUGUUCUUUCCAAGCUCUCGGAGGAUGGCCGUGGCUCGUCGCACCGCAACCAUCGCCAGGCCAAGAAGGCAGUCAGGAACCUGCGUCAUGCACAGAAGAAGCUGCUUGCUGCUGCCCACCACUAUAUUUUUGCCCGGGAUGCCCUUGUAAGAAGGUUUGGCGGCGAUUGCGCUGCCGCUACUGGCCCGAGACAAACGUACUGCAUCCAGUGGAAGAAGGAGCUGAACGACAAGGUGGCUUUCUAUGAGCGCCACUUCUUAGACGAGGAGGGGCUUCCUGGCCGCAGCUGGUUCAAGAAUGUUCUGGUUAGUCCUGCGCUCUGGAAGGGAUAUGGAGCGCAGACACUCCCUGGCUUGACCGAGGCAGCAACCGACGGUGACUGGAAGCGCUUCAAGCGCUUGGAGAGACGCACAGCGAAGCUAGCAGAGUCUGCUGCGAAGUCCCUGUUUUCUGGGAAGCGCCAGAAGGAUGGCAAGCACUAG